This is a messenger RNA of Pieris napi, 1566 nucleotides long. RefSeq names its product germinal-center associated nuclear protein. Gene Ontology annotation, biological process: centrosome duplication; spindle assembly. Bases 134 to 1231 code for a protein of 365 amino acids. Gene Ontology annotation, cellular component: centrosome; spindle; nucleus. The record is from RefSeq and is a predicted model, not a curated record. The transcript is spliced from 7 exons. Lineage: Eukaryota; Metazoa; Arthropoda; Insecta; Lepidoptera; Pieridae.
AUUAAUUUUGACAUAUUAUUUUCAGUUGAAUGUGACAUCUCUGUGUAUGAGUAAAAACGAAAGCAUUGGUAAAUAAUAAAUGGUAAAACUUGAAACCUAACUAAAACGGAGGAGAAAUCGUUAGAUUUAUAUAAUGUCCUAUCUAAACUAUCUAUGUAAUAAUCAAGGACCAAAUAAGAGAGAGAAAAUUAUUGGAACAUGCUACACUAUGUGUCCCCAGGAAGAAAUUUGGUUACGUAAACGAGAAAAGCUUAUUCAUAUAUUAGAAGUGGUUGGUGAUAAUUUUAAGCUUGUGAAAAGUUAUAGUCGGUCAGCUGCCGAUGCUAACAUGGCUGUUCCUAGUCUGGUGCGACCCUACAAUGUUCUUAAGAAAACUGUUAAUUAUUUGUUACAUGAAGUGGGUAAACGAACAAAUGUACCAGUAAUAGUAAUUUAUGACUUUAUAAAUGACAGACUAAGAUCAGUGCGUCAAGACAUGACAAUACAAAGAUUGCUUCCUGAACAAUGUGUGGAAUUACUUGAGCCAAUAAUAAGAUUCCAUGUGUAUUUCGCUUACAGAUUAUGUGAAAAACCAAUAAAAGAAUUUGAUCCAGUACUGAACAACAAAUUAUUACUUGAAUGUGUAAAGUGGUUUCUAAGCUGUGCGGAUGAAAUGGACAGACUAAACAGAUGCUUCAAUAUAGAUAAUACAGCACUGAGUUUGAACAUGAUAAAUUUAGAAGAUAGUAAGACUAUGUAUGACAGAGUUCUUGUGGAAAGUUUAUAUAUUUUGUGCAAUAUAGAAAAUAAUCAGCCAUUGGUGCGGUAUCUUGGUUUACCAAGUUAUAUAAAAAGAAAUCCACGAUUAAAGCUUGCCUAUGAGAUUGCAAUAGCUAACCUAAAGAAUGAUUUUAUGAGAGUUUGUAGGCUUUCUCAUGGAUUGUGUCCACUCACCACUUGUGCCUUUGUUAUUUUUUUACCAACAUUGCAAAAAAGAAGUCUACAAAUAAUGAGUUCAGCAUACAACAGCAAACAACUGACGUUACCAACAACAGUAUUACAAGACUGGCUGUUGUUCAACAAUGUUGUUGAUGUCACUGAAUGUUGUAAACUCUAUGGUUUAAAUGUUGAUAACGGAGUACAAUUCAAUAAGAUGUCUUUCAAAUGUGAUAUUGAAGUUCAUAAACCGAAACUAAACAAUCGGCUUACUGGAGAACAAAUUAUAAACUUAGAAGAUGUUUUAACAUAUUAAGAUUAAAUAUCGGGACUUUGAAUCCCGGCUAUGCAAAGGAUUCUAUGCUAUGAAUAGAGUCUCAGACACAGAAAAUACCAAAACAGAUUAAGUUUUAAUAUAAAUAUAUUGGAUUUUUUAUAUGGGAGUAAUACUUAGCGCAGGUUUAGACUGAAUAUCUCCCCUAAGUCAGAAUUGAGUAGAUGAGACUACAAAGAGUAUAAAUUUCCAUAUAUUACUUUGCUCGUAUAUAUUCAGAUAUAUGUGGUGCAAAUACUUAUUUUUGUAUUAAGAUUUUUCAUAUAUUAUAAUAACCAAGAUCUCAUGUAUGUUUUAUAAUAAAACAAUUUUAUUAA